AUGGCCGACAACCUGACCUCCGGUACCAGGUUCGAGUACUGCGGUCCUGGUCUGGACAGCUUCCACACCUUUUACCUCGGCCUGCACGGCUACUUCGCCCUCAGUGUCUGCAUCUUUGGAUGCGUUGCCAACCUGCUCAACAUCGUCAUCCUGACCAGGAGAGAGUUAAGGUCGCCGACCAACGCCCUGCUGACGGGAUUGGCUGUCAGCGAUUUGCUGGUGAUGCUGGAUUAUGUGCCAUUUGCCAGCCAUAUGUACCUUUGGCAUGGUAAAAGGUCCAGGGAGCAGAUGUACGAGUAUGGGUUGGCGCACAUGGUGUUCUUCCAUGCGAUAUUCACUCAGAUAUGCCACACCAUAUCCAUUUGGCUGACAGUCACCUUGGCCGUUUGGAGGUACAUUGCCAUCGCUCAUCCACAAAAGAACUCCAGAUGGUGCAGAAUGGAGACGACCAUAAUUGCCAUAGCAAUGGCAUACGUUUCGUGUCCUUUGAUCUGCAUACCUUUGUAUUUGGCGUUCAGGUGA
This is a messenger RNA of Ctenocephalides felis (cat flea), 522 nucleotides long. RefSeq names its product sex peptide receptor-like. Bases 1 to 522 code for a protein of 173 amino acids. Gene Ontology annotation, molecular function: G protein-coupled peptide receptor activity. NCBI's taxonomy places the organism in Eukaryota, Metazoa, Arthropoda, Insecta, Siphonaptera, Pulicidae. Gene Ontology annotation, cellular component: membrane. Gene Ontology annotation, biological process: G protein-coupled receptor signaling pathway. The record is from RefSeq and is a predicted model, not a curated record. The transcript has 2 exons.